Parastagonospora nodorum SN15 is the source of this 321-nucleotide messenger RNA. RefSeq lists its product as hypothetical. The transcript has 3 exons. The coding region runs from base 1 to 321 and encodes 106 amino acids. Lineage: Eukaryota; Fungi; Ascomycota; Dothideomycetes; Pleosporales; Phaeosphaeriaceae. The record is from RefSeq and is a predicted model, not a curated record.
AUGGGUUAUCGGCGCCUGAGGCACGAGACGUCAGUUCCUCCAGGCCGACCGAGCCCCACUAGCUGUACCGGACCCCCGAUCCCCGCGGGAACCACAUUAGCUUCACCACGACGCUCUGCUGUGCACAUAGAGACAUCUUUUACUGCAUUUCCAACGCCGCCUCAACGGUCAUCACGCGCGGACUGGGUGGCGGCAUGUCGCCGUGAGCGUCCGAUCACAUCCCUACGCCCAUCGCCAUUGCCUUGCACCCUCACAGCGCACUCGACCCCACCGCCGGCUCGUCAGCGCACCGUUUUCCUCGCCCGCCUCCAACCAUCGUGA